GAGUUCCAAAGCUCGUCGCUAAAUUGUGACUUUACCUCAAAAUUCGACGUCAAGGUCGUGCUAAUGCCUAUCACUAGCGAACAAAGGGCAGCGAUUGAGAAGGUUAUCAAUGUUAUUACGAAUACGACAGCUCCGGGAAGGGGAAGACGGAAUGUUAGCACCAUAUUCAUGUCUUUGGUGGACCGAAAUGAGUGGCCUGAAUACUUUGAGAUAAUCCCGGAACCUCGCUGUCUAAAUAACAUCAAAGCUUUUCUGGAGAAAAAUCGAUACAGGGACUGUCUGGAUGUAUACACAGACCUGGCGUUGGUAUUUUGGAACGCGUUAUUCUAUAACGAGGAGGGAAGUCAAAUAACUCAUGACGCGGAAACGCUUAAGAAAGUGCUUGAAGCUGAAUGGAAGAGACACACUGUGUUACCCACACCUCGCUCGACCUCACCACCACCUCAGUCUGCUCAAAAGGUUCAUAAGACUGCUGCUCCUCCUCCGUCGACUGUGAAACCAACAGCGCCUACGACGACGACAACGACAAAAAUCCCUGCACCGCCGAAGUCUGCUCCAGCUGCUGCCCCGAUUGCAAGUUCAUCCAAAAUCACUCGUCAGGUUUCUCCAGAAAUAGAAGUUGACGUCAGUGGCAUGUCACCAGAGCCUGAAGGCCACUCGGACGAUCCUGCAGCCAAGUUGAGAAUGGAAGGUGUAGGACAGCGAGACUCUGUGAGCGAAGAGAUUGUGACGCAGUUGGAGAGGAGUUUGCCACGGUGGCCUGGGUUUGUAGAGCAAGGCUGGUGGGAAGAAGGAAACCAGGCCGUGUACACCACCAUCGUUCAUGCGAUAAAGAGUCACAAGGAUGUUAUUGGAAACAGGCUUGCAUCGUCGCUAGAAGAAAUUCCCGAAGUCGCAAAUUGGCCGACAUCGACAUCGACGGCACCUCUCUCGCUGAAAAUCAUUGAAAAUCGCGUACGUUCGAACGAAUACGCAACUUCACAAGAAUUCGAUAAGGAAAUGAUUCGUCUUUUUGAGAAGGCACGAAGAUGGCACGAACCUUGUACUGAAUCCUACGGAAACAUUCUCCUCCUUCAGAGGUUUUACCAAGCUUUGACUUCAAGUAAUCCCCCAUCGGGACCACCUUACAGUUCGACCACAAACUUUGCAUCCUUAAGAGCGGGUCCGGGAAAUGUCAAACCAGUCCAUGGUGACGGGGAGGGUGUUGCAGGGGUGACCAAUCACAGGGUCAUAACGCGAGAGAAGAAAUUCGUGGAUGAAGUACACUACAAAGGUUGGACAGUGAAACUUGCAGAUUGGUUGCAUUUAAGCAACCCUGAUGACCCUACGCGGCCCAUCAUCGCUCAGGUAUUUCGAUGUUGGAUUUCAGAGGAAGAGUCGAAGAAGGGACAGGUCGGAAUAACAGUUUCGUGGUAUUAUAGGCCCGAGCAGACUUACCAUCCCCCCAACCGAGUAUUCUGGGAAGGAGAGGUUUUCAAAACCAGUCACUUCGCCGAACAUCCCCUCGCCGAUAUCAUCGAGAAGAUCGCUUGCCAGUUCACUGCACGGCAUAUUCGGGGAAGGCCUCGUGCGCCCUUCUGGUGGCCGGGCUUUCCGCUGUAUGUUUGUGACUCACGAUAUAACGACCGCGACCGCAUCUUCGUCCGAAUUAAGAACUGGAACUCUUGCAUUCCCGAAGAAGUUCGUAAAAGCGAUGAGUUCAUGCCAAUAUACCCUUUCGAGCGGGCCGUAUACCCAAGUCGAUUGGCAAGUCCGUUUCUAACCACGGGGAAAAAGAAGUUAAAAGGUCCUGGUGGCUUACUCGAGCAGUCCGAGCCUGCGGAAGUCGAGACUACGAAUGCCGAUGGCACGGGUCGAAAGUCUCGUCGCGCGCUGGGAGAUGCCGGGCAUAGCAAAAGCCUGACGUUCAAUGCACUUCAGAACCAUGCUACGCUUUCGGCGCAGCAACAUGUUCAACAGACCCCUGGAAAUACGGCUCAGACCGUCCAUACUUACCAACAGCAGCAAGCACCUACACCCAGCUCGAAGCCAGCUCUUGAUAGGACUGUUCUUACAGCGGCUGGGGGACCUGCUCUAGGGAACAAUGUGCAUGUUCAAAAACUGCCUCCCGAAACUACCCGCCACUUUGAUCGAGACCCGAAGACGAACGAAGUGCUUUGGUUUUCGUCGCCUCCGGUCAACGCCGCACCUGCACCCACUCCAAGGCAUAGCUUAGCUUACCUUCAUUUUUUGGCCAAGAAGCGGAAAAGCGAUUGUCAGUCUGAUGAGGGAGGUGAUGAUUCUUCGCCAUCGAAGAAGAAUAGAUUUUUGGCACCACCUACUGUUCUGGAGACCCUGGCGGCAGUCAUUGAGAAAGAGAAGGCAUCGACUUGAAUGUUGUAUGUUAUACAGACACCAGCCCCGUUUCUUGUAGGCAGAUGAAGAAACGGAUCGGAGGGUACCACUGUUAAGGAUCAUUUGCAGGCGACGUCUUAUCUCUCGAGCACGAUUCUUCAAUACCAGGCUUGGAUGGGCAUGUCAUUUCGCUGAACAUGUCAACUGUACCGUAGG
Messenger RNA from Marasmius oreades (fairy-ring Marasmius), 2550 nucleotides. RefSeq lists its product as uncharacterized. Gene Ontology annotation, biological process: chromatin remodeling. Gene Ontology annotation, cellular component: RSC-type complex. The transcript has 12 exons. Gene Ontology annotation, molecular function: chromatin binding; protein binding. Bases 64 to 2373 code for a protein of 769 amino acids. The record is from RefSeq and is a predicted model, not a curated record. NCBI's taxonomy places the organism in Eukaryota, Fungi, Basidiomycota, Agaricomycetes, Agaricales, Marasmiaceae.